AUGUGCUUUGGGGGAACCGGUGGAGCACAUGUCGAGGCGUAUAUAGAGCUUUUGUCUGCUGCUCGACGAAGGGAAGUUAAGUUGCUUCAACCUGCCAGGCCUGUUGGCGACCGUCAGAACUCAGGCUUCACGGCGGAUGUCAUUGGGCGCAUUCUGUCCUCGACUGUUCUCGCACCGCAAGCAACGAUACCGCUACUGUUAUUCGCUGGGUACACCUCCCAGGGAAGAAGCUUGAUUGCUGACCGGCCUGGUGUGUUUACUGCACUGAAAGCGCUGGCCUCAAUUGGCCUGCUCAGGAUCGUCAAUGGGUUCCUAAACCGUCGAGCCUUGAACAACUGGGCGUCUGACGAGUUUGUCUGGAGACGUGAGAUUGCCUUGGUAACCGGAGGAAGUGAUGGAAUCGGACAGCGGAUUGCCCUUCUGCUUGCUCGACGUGGCCUCAAGGUUGUGGUUCUUGACGUACAGGAGCCUAAAUACCAUACACCACCAAACGUCACUUUCUAUAAGUGUGACAUUACCUCCUCUGCGGCCGUUGCAGAGACAGCAGCGGCAAUCCGUGCAGACAUUGGCGAACCAACUAUCAUCGUUAACAAUGCCGGCAUCCUGAGAACACGACCUUUACUCAAAAGCACAGAGGCUGAGACGAGGCUCGCUUUCGAGGUGAACACACUCUCGCACUAUGUAAUGGCGCGGGAGUUCCUACCAAGCUUGAUCCGCCACAACCACGGGAUGCUGGUGACCGUUGCCUCGCAAGCUUCGCACGUUGCAUGUGCCAGCAUGGUUGACUAUGCCGGGACUAAGGCCGCAGCACUAGCUUUCCAUGAAGGCAUUGCCUCCGAGUUGAAGAUACGGUACAAGGCCCCCAGGAUACGUACUGUGGUGAUUGAACCGGGAUUCUGCAAGACCAGCCUUAUAGACGGCAUGUCAUCUGAAGAUACAUGGUUCCAUCCACUUCUUCACCCUGACACGGUGGCGGAGCGGACGGUUGAACAGAUACUGACAGGAUCAAGCGGAAGGGUUAUACUGCCCGGCUCUACUGGGUUCUUUGCUGAGAACAUACACUCCUUGCCCUUCUGGCUUCAGAAUUUCAUCAGGGAUAGAUGCGAAAUGUCAACACGGACGAGUCACUGCACUUGA
This is a messenger RNA of Trichophyton verrucosum HKI 0517, 1137 nucleotides long. Its product is annotated as short-chain dehydrogenase/reductase 2, putative. The record is from RefSeq and is a predicted model, not a curated record. Lineage: Eukaryota; Fungi; Ascomycota; Eurotiomycetes; Onygenales; Arthrodermataceae. The transcript has 2 exons. Gene Ontology annotation, molecular function: oxidoreductase activity, acting on the CH-OH group of donors, NAD or NADP as acceptor. The coding region runs from base 1 to 1137 and encodes 378 amino acids.